AUGCAUGAUCUUAAAGUAUCUUACAUGAAUGUUUGGAAGCUAAAACUCAAGGAACUUUUUUAUAGUAUUCCUACCUUGGACGAGCUUCAUGCUUUGGGCGGAGAGGGUUAUAGAGCCGAUAUUAUUCUCUGCAAUUAUGGAAGGUACAUCUGGUCAAGCAAAUACUUUCAUUGGCACGUACAACUAUAUGCCUCCAGAGGUAGUAAUCAGGACCUGGAAAUUGUUCGUCGUUUGGCAGACUAUGCUAUUAAGCACCACUUUCCUCAUAUUGAGAACAUGAGUAAGAGUGAAAGCUUAUCUUUCAGAACCGGUGAUGAAGAUGUUGUGGAUCUUACAUCAAACAAGUAUGCAACAUGGGUGGUGGAGAUUGAUGAGCGUACUGCUUCCAUGAUUGCUAGAUGGCAAGGUGUUGGUUUCACUCAUGGUGUGAUGAACACAGAUAACAUGAGCAUUUUGGGUCUUACUAUUGAUUAUGGUCCAUUUGGGUUUUUGGAUGCUUUUGACCCUAAAUUUACCCCAAAUACCACAGACCUUCCAGGUAGAAGGUAUUGUUUUGCAAACCAGCCGGACAUUGGUUUAUGGAAUCUUGCACAGUUUACAACAACACUGGAAGCGACUCAUUUAAUAAAUGACAGAGAGGCUAAUUAUGCUUUGGAAAGAUAUGGAUCAAGAUUUAUGGCUGAUUAUCAAGACAUAAUGACCAAAAAUCUUAGCCUCCCAAAGUAUAAUAAGAAGCUAAUUGGCAAACUUCUUACUAACAUGGCUGUUGAUAAAGUUGAUUAUACAAACUUCUUUCGUACACUCUCAAAUAUUAAAGAAGACACAAGUAUUCUGGAUGAAGAUUUAAUAGUACCACUAAAGUCAGUUUUGUUAGACAUUGGUAAAGAGCGUAAAGAAGCAUGGACAAGUUGGUUGAAAACCUAUAUACACGAGCUCUCUACCAGUGGCACUACUGAUGAUGAGAGGAAGACCUUGAUGAAUACGGUAAAUCCUAAACAUGUUAUCAGGAACUAUCUAUGCCAGACUACAAUUGAUGCUGCAGAAAUUGGUGAUCUUGGAGAAGUUCGUAUGUUACUCAAAUUAUUGGAACACCCGUUUGAUGAGCAGCCAGGAAUGGAGAAGUAUGCUCGCUUACCCCCAACAUGGGCAUAUCGACCAGGUGUAUGCAUGUUAUCUUGUUCCUCAUGGGUUUCUUCCUCGAUUGCUCAGAUGAUUGAGUUGCAGAAGAAAAUAGAUUUUGGACUUCAUUCUGUCACCAUAAUAACAUUGGACCUCUUCUUUUGA
Messenger RNA from Lathyrus oleraceus (garden pea), 1284 nucleotides. RefSeq lists its product as uncharacterized. Gene Ontology annotation, molecular function: AMPylase activity. The transcript is spliced from 3 exons. Gene Ontology annotation, biological process: protein adenylylation. The coding region runs from base 1 to 1284 and encodes 427 amino acids. NCBI's taxonomy places the organism in Eukaryota, Viridiplantae, Streptophyta, Magnoliopsida, Fabales, Fabaceae. Gene Ontology annotation, cellular component: chloroplast thylakoid. The record is from RefSeq and is a predicted model, not a curated record.